AUGGAUGCAGUAGAAGACAAGGAUGUUAAGCUCCAGCGUGCUUCCGGCGAUUUGGUCAAAGAGUUUUCAGAGAAACUUCCUUCUUUACUCUGGAAGCCACGAACGGAGAAUGGAAAUACCCGAGUCCCACGACGAUGGACACAGGCUGCUAAGACCGAGAAACUCGUAGGACUUCUGGAGCCCUUUCAAGAAUGGCCUCAGCUGUUGGAUCCACAUUUCCAAACACUUCUGCCACCUUUAGUUGAUGCUUUCCUAGCAUAUCUGCUCAAGCAUCGUGACCAAUAUAAGACAGAUAAAUCGCAGCAGAAGCAGGCACUUUAUCCCUUGCCAAGGGCGAUCUGUAGGCUACUCUACACUUUUUGCAAGGUCCGUGGGGUCAAGGUUAUUAGCAGGUUUUUAAACAAUGAACCGAAGUACCUUGACCCGUUACUUCGCGCAUUUAUCGAAUGGGAUACGGUGUGUCGAAAUGAUUUCGAAGUGGUUUCGUUAGGGGACAUUCCCCGACGAGUUGUUUGGGAAGAACGCUAUGUGAUGCUGAUUUGGCUCUCACAUUUGUUACUCGCCCCUUUCGACCUAGCAUCUAUGUCAUCGGACGAUAUCCCCGUUCCAUAUGAAAAUUUAGGCCAAAUUGCGCCCCUGCCAGCUGAGGUACCGACCGUGGCCAGAUCUCUUCUCUCAGUAUCGUUGAACUAUGUCAAUGCCUCUGGCAAAGAGCGAGAGGCUGCUACUGUGGCACUCGGACUGCUUGCCAAUAUAACAGACUGGGCUUUCUCUAUUGUACAACCCACAGGAGAUCAUGGAUCACCGUCUGUCUACACUUGCAUCGGUGUCCUUUCUUUCCUUGCACGAAUGGGCGCUUCAGGUCAGGUUGAGGACUUUGCUCCUUUGAUCGUGCCUGUGUUCGAGAAGAUACUACGGACUGCUCAAGGGGACUCUGAAAUCUUCCAUAUCAUUCAAUCUUCAGCUCUGGCACGUAAAACGAGCAUAAAAAUCAUCCGUACCAUGGCAAUCAUGGCUUUGUUGCUCAGCGAAAGAGCGGAUAAUCCGCUCUCAGAUGAUAAGGUAUCUUCCAUUUUGGAAGAUGCGAUUGACCACUUUCUGGUGGCACUUGCUGACAAGGAUACGCCCGUACGUUUUGCCGCGAGCAAAGCACUUAGUAUUAUCACUCUGAAGCUCAACCCAGAUAUGGGUACCGAGGUUAUCGAGGCUGUUACCGGCUCAUUGGAGGAGAAUAUCCUUUAUGAAAACAGUGAGGGUACCAUUGUGACACCGCUUGAGGCACGCGGGAUUGGGCUGAGCAAUACGAAACGUAAUCUGAGCGCGGUUGAUGCUCCGAAGUGGCAAGGUCUCAUACUAACAUUAGGUCAUCUGCUAUUUCGUCGUGCUCCACCGACUAAUCAACUACUCAAUGUACUCCAACCACUCGUUUCCGGGCUAGAUUUUGAGCAAAGGUCCUCGACUGGAAGCUCUGUAGGUACGGGAGUACGUGAUGCUUCCUGUUUUGGCAUAUGGGCUCUAUCCCGGAAGUACACAACUCAGGAACUGCUAGCAUUGGAUGCACAUGCAAUCAGCACAUCUACCGGUCAAAAAGAAUCAAGCAUAUUGCAGAUGCUGGCUACCGAGUUGAUAUGUGCCGCUUGUGUAGAUCCUUCUGGAAAUAUUCGGAGGGGUGCUUCUGCUGCUUUGCAGGAGUUAAUCGGUCGUCAUCCUAACACAAUUGCCGAAGGUAUACCGUUGGUACAAGUUGUGGACUAUCACGCCGUGGCACGCCGUUCAAGAGCGAUGAUCGAUGUUACAAAGGCUAUUGCGACAUUAAGUCACCAGUACUGGAGACCGCUUUUGGAAUCGUUAAUGCACUGGAGAGGGAUCGGCUCGCCAGACGCUGAGUCGAGAAGAGAGGCAGCAAAGGCGAUAGGGGUCUUGAGCACACAGGGCUCCUACAAGAGUAUGAAGAUUGUGCUUCGGCGGUUGCUUAAAAAACUCUCCAGUCUCCCUCACGGUGACGUCGAGACGAGACAUGGGUGUUUCUUGGCUCUCUCAGCCACAAUUGAUGCGUUCAAUUCCUACCAUGAUACACCAGCUGAUAACAGUGACCCCUCUGAAGCAUUGGAGGUUACUACGCAGAUACAACAACUCUGGGAUAUCUUCAAUUCCCCGCUUGGUCCCGCAAAAGAGGACUUAACUCUCCAAGUUCGACGCCCGGAAUUGACUGCUGAAGCGUCAUCAUGUCUUAUAUAUUCACUCUCUCGAUCGACUUCUCUGAUAAAAAGCUCUCAAGGUUUCCAGCCAUCGGAUUCUUUCUUUGAUAAAGCUUGCGAAACCCUACUCCUAUGCAUUUCUCGAAGCGAAGACACAGUUAUAGAAGCUUCCUCGAGGGCCAUAUCAGAGUUGUUUCCCCUUCUACCGCCGCCGAAACAAGAAGAAACGAUUAAUGGCUGGUUUUCCUACAUCCACUCUACUUGGAAGUUACCAACUGGUCGCGGUCAGAUCUCAGUUCUUGGUGCUAUAUUCAAGCAAAUUGGACCUGAAGAUGACAUUAGGCAGUCAAUUAUAAAAGAAUUGCUCCAAUGUGCAGGAAGAGAAGAAUUGAUAGAGAAACGAGUGGUAGCUGUCAAAAGCCUAGCUACUGGUGUCCUACCGCAUAUAGAUGUAACGGAUGUUAUCCUAGACCAUCUCGUCGAGUUUUUGAAUGAUUAUACGACAGAUAGACGUGGUGAUAUCGGGUCAUUGAUAAGACUGGAGGCAAUUCAGGCUGCCAGGAUAGUUCUUCAGAAAGAAUCUAACCUUGCAACUCGCACAUCCCGAGUCCAGGACAUCAUCGGCUGCUUAUGUCGACUUGCAGCAGAGAAGUUAGACAAAGUCCGCCUUCAAGCUUGGCUUGGCUUGCAAAGCUUCUGGGAGUCAGCCGAAGGUUUUCCACCGUUACAGAGGCAAUAUGAGCAUUUCAGCCACGUAUCCUUGCCUGACUAUUUCCUUCAGCUACUUGACCUGCAAGCUAUUAACUGGCUGCGGCUGCCAUUAUUCCAGGGUUUGGCAACCUCUGCAGUGACUGGAGCUGAGGGUCUCGUUCGCUCGACCCGUUCGGCUCUGGUGCAGAGUAUCAAUAAGUAUGAGGUUGGGCAGCGGCAAAAUAUAGUGACCUCCAUUAUUAAAGACCUCAUGGUUGUACUGAGCGAUAACUUGCAAGAAGAUCGCUAUGCUAUCCCAAUGCUGGAUGUUUUAGCCUUCUUAUUAGACGGUUAUAUUAGUCCUAUACCCUCAUCUUCGGAGCCAAGCUACAGGAAAUUGUUUGUCCUCGUUCAAAAGGCGCAUUUCAAAUCUUCCAACAUAGCCAGACUGGAAGCCGCAAUCAAAGUGUAUGCACCAUUGUCACGGCUAGAGUCGUUACGAGCAGAAGUGUUGAAGAAAAUGACUACAAUGCUUCUGCAUCCUUUCCCAAGGGUUCGGAAUGCUGUUGCAGAAUAUUUGUUUAUGGAGACAACACUGAACUCGGUGAAGUCAGAAGAUUGGGCGAAACAGCCCAAGGAACUGAAGGGUCAGGUUGAGAAUGUGAGGAAGCUCCCAACCCAGGUCCGGAACCUCGAAGAACGAGUCAAAGUCGACCAGCUGAAAGAGGCACUCGAGGAACUUUUCUCGGAGUAUGGCACCAUUCUCGAGAUUGUCGCCAAGACCAAUCUGAAGGCCAAGGGCCAGGCGUUUAUCGUUUUCGAUAGUGUCGAGUCCGCCACGAACGCCAUUGAGGAGAUUAAUGGGUUCGAACUCUUUGAUAAGCCUAUGGUACUGGAUUAUGCGAAGACGAGGAGCGAUGCGACUGUUUUGAAGGAGGGUGGUGAAGAUGAGCUAGAGGUUCAUAAGAGAAGGAGGUUGGCUGAGAAGGAGCGCAAACAAGCCCACGAAGCCCUCGAAGCACAAAAGAAGCUCAAGCGUCCCUCCGGCGCCCCCGACUCCACGCGUCCGGCCAAAACAGCCAAGGGGGCUGGUCUCAAGCCUACCAGCGGUGCCGCUGCAGCGGUUAUCCCCGACGAAUAUCUUCCUCCCAACAAGAUUCUGUUCUUGCGGGACCUCCCCGACACGGCGGACCAGGAAAGUCUUACGGCCGUAUUCGGUCGUUUCGAAGGCUUCCAGGAAGUCAGAUUGGUGCCGGGCAGAAAGGGAAUUGCGUUCGUCGAAUACGAGAACGAGUCUGGUGCUAUCAGUGCGAAGGAGGCUACCUCGGGCAUACCUAUGGGAGACGGUGGCAAGCCUAUCCGGGUUACGUACCAGAGACAAUGA
Aspergillus alliaceus is the source of this 4272-nucleotide messenger RNA. Its product is annotated as tubulin folding cofactor D C terminal-domain-containing protein. The record is from RefSeq and is a predicted model, not a curated record. Bases 1 to 4272 code for a protein of 1423 amino acids. The transcript has 9 exons. Gene Ontology annotation, molecular function: GTPase activator activity; beta-tubulin binding; RNA binding. Gene Ontology annotation, biological process: post-chaperonin tubulin folding pathway; tubulin complex assembly; microtubule cytoskeleton organization. NCBI's taxonomy places the organism in Eukaryota, Fungi, Ascomycota, Eurotiomycetes, Eurotiales, Aspergillaceae.